AAUAAAAUAAUCCCAAUGAUACCCUUUCUUUCCUCUCAUAAAAAUCAAUUUUCUUACAACUCUCUCUCCCAUAUCUCGCGUUACUCCAAAGCUUCCUUCACACACGACGACGCUUUCAUCGCCAAAGAUCCUGUAACCGUUCGUUCAUUCACUGCGAUCCGUUUCGAUUCAUUGGAGGAUCAAGUAAGGGAAGGAGAAAUGGGGCUGACAUUCACGAAGCUGUUCAGUCGGUUAUUUGCGAAGAAGGAAAUGAGGAUUUUGAUGGUUGGUCUCGAUGCGGCUGGUAAGACCACUAUUCUCUACAAGCUCAAGCUGGGAGAGAUCGUCACUACUAUUCCUACCAUUGGGUUCAAUGUGGAGACCGUGGAGUACAAGAACAUUAGUUUCACUGUUUGGGAUGUCGGGGGUCAGGACAAGAUCCGUCCCUUGUGGAGGCAUUACUUCCAGAACACUCAGGGUCUUAUCUUUGUUGUUGACAGCAAUGACAGGGAUAGAGUUGUUGAGGCCAGAGAUGAAUUACAUAGAAUGUUGAAUGAGGAUGAACUGAGAGAUGCAGUAUUGCUUGUCUUUGCUAACAAACAAGAUCUUCCAAAUGCAAUGAAUGCUGCCGAAAUUACUGACAAGUUGGGUCUCCACUCUUUGAGACAGCGCCACUGGUACAUCCAGAGCACUUGUGCAACCUCUGGGGAGGGUCUUUAUGAAGGUUUGGACUGGCUUUCCAACAAUAUAGCCAAUAAGGCUUAAUUCUUAUCGGGAGUGUUGUGGAUUGGUGGUUCUGGAUGCAGGGGUGAAUAUUAUCUAGCUUUCCUUUUUGAGUCUUGUGGAGCAGUAAUUCUGGAUGCAGAGGAAAAUAUUAUCUAGCUUUUAUUAUUUGGUCAUUUUUCAGAACAACUUGAAUUUGUGUUUUAUGUAUUGUGGUUUAGGAUAUCUUGGUGCCUAAAAUUGUAGUAGGAAUUUGUUUCAUGGGUUUUGUAAUACUUUUGAGCUUUCGAUAUGCAAUGUCCAUACCUGUAAUGGAAAUACAACUAAAUGUGAUUCAUGUUCUGAUUUAUAGAUUUAUUUUGGUCA
Messenger RNA from Vicia villosa (hairy vetch), 1068 nucleotides. RefSeq names its product ADP-ribosylation factor 2. NCBI's taxonomy places the organism in Eukaryota, Viridiplantae, Streptophyta, Magnoliopsida, Fabales, Fabaceae. Gene Ontology annotation, cellular component: cytoplasm. The record is from RefSeq and is a predicted model, not a curated record. The coding region runs from base 16 to 744 and encodes 242 amino acids. Gene Ontology annotation, biological process: intracellular protein transport; vesicle-mediated transport. The transcript is spliced from 8 exons. Gene Ontology annotation, molecular function: GTP binding; GTPase activity.